AUUACCCACUCCUGUGUAAACAGAGCCUGAUACAAGACUAAUACUACAAGAUCCCGAGAAGGCUUAAAAACUAAGCUGCAGUUAACGGAGAUAUUCAGAGACACUGUGUUAAGAUUUCAUACAAGCUUCAUCAUGAUAGCCUUUAAAAAGCCGGGGAAUAUAAUGUCUAAACAAGUCAGUGGCCAUAAAAGGAUUUGUUUCACUGCAGCAGAGUCAAAAGUUUAACUUUAACAAUAUAGCUAAAGAUAAUAAUCACAAUGAGAAAAGUUGCUGAAGAGAAGGAAAAUUCAAGCUCCAUGAAUUCCUCGACAGAAGAAACGUCCUUCAUUUCAGCUCCCCCUGUAUUCCUCCGCAAGCUAAAGUGGGCUGCUGUAGCAGCAGGAUGUGAUAUCCGUCUGAGGGUGUCUGUGGGAGGCAAUCCAAGACCUACACUGCACUGGUACCAUAAUGAUGACCCUCUGGUAAUUGACCAUCAGGAUUAUGAUGGCUUGUGGAUACGAGAUUGUCAGCAAGCUGAUGGAGGCCUCUACACCUGUGUAGCUGUUAAUCUUCUGGGUGAAGCCAGAACUAGUGCUGUCCUAGCUGUGCUGGACCUCGAAGAAGACUCAAACAGUACAGAGGAUGAAAGUGCGGAGCCUCAGGUCUCCAUGGAGAUGAAGGAACAAUUCAUGCCUCCCCAGGGGGAAGCAAUCAACAGUCAACCCACGGGGAGAGGGAGAGCAAUGCUUUCCCAUAUUCCAUCUGAUGGACUAGUAGUGGAGAGGGAGAUGCGAACCCUGGGCUCUAGAGCUCCUGGUCUGCAGGAUCCUUUGUCACCUGGCAGGCAAGCAAAUGCUGGGGGCCAAUUGGAUUUUAAAACAAGCGAAGCCUCACCAUUUGUCCAAACCCAGCCACCUCACAAAGCUCAAGGCUCCAUUACCCAAAGUGAUGUAGAUGCAACAAUAGACUCAACAGCAACAAAGAUUAAAGGCACCAGAACAGCUAUGAAUGGAGCUGAAGUUCCUAUUAUAUCUUCAAAAAUCACAGCUUCAUAUCAGAGCGGUGGUUCACAAGAUCCAUCCUCUAUCCAAACUCCCAAGGUGUCACAAGCAAGUUCCAAAAUUUUAGACAGAGUGAGAGCGUUUGAAGAACAAAGCCACAGCAGUAACAUGCCAAAGGUGUCUUCAAAAUUAUCUUGGGGUUUCAAUCGAACAUCAACUUGCAAUUCUGAGGAUGGGAAGUGUAAAGUAGGGAAAUUUCAAGACAACACCAAGAGUGAUGUAGCACUCAAGAGGUCUUUCUUCAAGCAGAAAGCAUCGUCUCUUGAGGAACAGUCAACUUAUGUACAGAAAAAUUUUCAGAGUAAACUCUCAGAAGAGCUUCACAGAAUAAAGAAACUAGUUGGAAAGUCCAACAUCAAGAAAGCCUUUUCAAUGGAGCAGCUCACCCAAACCGACAAGCAGUCCAGUGUCAGCACAGAGUCAGUUCCAACCCAGGUAAUUCAGAAGACUGAAGAAACAGGAAAGAAUUUCACUAAUUUAAAAGCUGUACCAGAUGCAAAGGAAAGAUGGACAACCCCGCUAAAGGAGCAAUCUUCCCAAUUACCAAAAAUUAAUCUGGCAGAGAAAACAAAACAGCCUGAAAAUGAAACCCCCCCUAAAAUGAAUGAAAACCAGGGGGAAAAUUCUAAGCCUACAGGCUUGUUAGAUAGGCAAGUCCUCAAUGAAAAGGUCAGUUUCAUACCAGGGCAAUGUUCACCACUGUUGCCUAGGACAAAUGUUUCCAGGAAAUGGCCAAAAUCACCUGGCCAAGCUAUGGUGCAAGGUGGUUUGGUGCAAGCCCCACAAAAGCCUCCAAGGUUAUUAGAAUCAAUUUCCACACUCCCAACACCAUUUAAAAUGACCAUACCUACUAUUGUGGUUGAAAAUAAGCCUGUGGAUGAAGAGUGGGACCAAAAGGAAGGACAAAUAACUAAACAAAACAGAGAAGACCCAUCAGAUGAUUCCCACACAUCUGUGGAAAAGAGCAUAGCAGAGGCUCCAAUGUCUGAACUCCCUCUUAACGAUGCUUUGGGCACUGCUAGAUCAGGGGUGAUGCUUCAGUGCAUCAUCAAGGAAAACACUGUUGCCAGAGCUCCUGCUGAGUCAUUGCUGAUAAUCACCAGACCAAUGCAGGAUGUGAAGGUCAAGGCAGGAGAGACAGCCUUGCUUGAAUGUUUCAUUGCUGGGUCACAGGCUGUGGAUGUUGAUUGGCUAGCCAAUGGGAAGUUGAUACAGCCAGCACUGUUUGAUUGCAAGAUGCAGUUUGAUGGACACCGAUGUCGUCUUCUGUUCAAAUCGGCACAUGAAAAUGACAGUGGAAGCUAUACUUGCAAACUUAACACAGCAAAAGAAGAGCUCAUUUGCACAGCUAAUCUUCUGGUGAUUCCAUCUAAGGAGCCACUCUUUACAAGGAAACUAGAAGUACUAGAGGCGAUUGAGGGCCGCUCUGCACAAUUUGAUUGCAAAGUCAGUGGAUGUCCUGCUCCUGAAGUCACCUGGACUCACUGUGAAAAACCUCUGGUGGAAAGUGAUAAUAUUCACAUUCUUAAUGUGAAUGGGCAUCACUCUCUGCUAAUCACUCAUGUUAACAAGGAGAGUGAGGGACUUUACACAGCAAUUGCUCAAAAUGUUCAUGGAAAAGCAGCGAGCUCAGCUGAACUCUACGUACAAGAACCACGACCGGCCAUUUCUACACACAUGUCAAGGUUAGAGAAGAUGCCAUCAAUCCCCGAGGAACCUGAGGUCUCUGAGGGAGAGGUGGAACGCAGGACAAUGCCAGACUUUAUAAAACCUCUCAGUGACCUGGAGGUGAUAGAAGGGAAAGAAGCAGUUUUGAUGUGCCGGGUGACGGGUCUGCCAUACCCCAAAAUCACCUGGUACCACAAUGGCAAGAAGAUGGAGAGCACUAAUGACAGAAAAAUGACACAAUACAGGGAUGUUCACAGUCUGGUCAUUCAAUCUGUUUGCCAUGACCACAGUGGUGUGUAUAAAUGUGUAAUCUCCAACAAGGUGGGGAAGGCUGCCUGCUAUGCUCAUUUAUAUGUUGCAGUUAGCCUUCCCGAGCCACCUGAUGGUCCUCCAGUUAUUGAGUCUGUAACUGGGAAAAUGAUCUCAUUGAGUUGGAAAAACCCCAAAAAACUGGACCCAUCCAUAGAUCCCGCUUCACUGAUGUAUAUUGUUCAACAGCAAGUUCUGGGGUCCACCCAGUGGACAACCAUUGCCUCCACCCUCACAGACACCUCUUAUACAGUCACCUCACUGUCUAAAGGAGUAUGCUAUUCCUUCAGAGUCCUUAGUACGACUGGAAAAACACUGAGCAAACCUUCACAACCAACUGACCUGGUCCAGCUCGUUGACAGAGGACAGUAUUUUCGCAAAGCUCCAGUCAUCCUUGAUAAGCCUGAUAUUGUGUAUGCAGUUGAGAACCAGCCUGUAACCAUUACAAUAACCAUUAAUCAUGUUCAAGCAACAUGUACAUGGAAAAGAAGGGGUGUGGUGCUUGUCAACAAGCUUGGUGCGUUAGAGAUGACUACCCCUGAUGAUGACCAGCAUGCUCUUCACAUCGCCAAAGUGAAAAGCACAGAUGUAGGCCAACUCAUUUUUAUGGCAAACAACCAGUAUGGCAGCGACCUCUGCACUCUGCAGUUGGUCAUAGCAGUGCCCCCUACAUUUGAAACCAUCAUGGAGGACUUGGAUGUGUGUGUUGGGGAAACAUGUCAUUUUGCUGUGGUUGUAGAUGGAAAACCCGACCCUGAUAUCCUCUGGUAUAAGGAUGGUGUUCUUCUUGCAGAGAGCAGUCAUUUUACAUUUGUGUACGAUGACAGAGAGUGCUCGCUUGUGGUUCUCAAUGCUCAGCCUGAGGAUGUAGGGGUCUACACUUGCACUGCUAAGAACUUGGCUGGGUCAGUGUCCUGUAAGGCAGAGCUUACGGUCCAUACAGCCCAAACUGUGGAGGAAGAGGAAGAGCAAAUGGAAGAUGAAGCCACAAUUCUUCGAAGGAUGCGUAUGCUGACUGAUUACUAUGAUAUACACAAAGAGAUUGGCAGAGGGGCUUUUUCAUAUGUCAAGCGAGUGAAACACAAAAAAGACCAAUCAUUUGCAGCAAAAUUUAUUUCAGUGCGGGCAAAGAAAAAGACUUGUGCAUUGAGAGAAUUGGCACUUCUGGCAGAGUUAGACCAUGAGAGGAUUGUCCACUUCCAUGAUGCUUUUGAGAAGAGGCGUGUAGUGAUCAUUCUUACUGAACUCUGCCAUGAAGAGCUAUUGGAAAGAAUAACAAAAAGAACAACAAUCUUGGAAUCUGAGGUUCAGUCUAUUAUACGGCAGCUACUUGAGGGAAUUGAGUAUCUUCACCAGAAUAACAUAAUUCACCUUGAUUUAAAGCCUGAAAACAUCUUAAUGGCAGACCAAAAAAGUGAUCAAAUUCGUAUUUGUGAUUUCGGUAAUGCUCUGAAAGUCAAACCAAAUGAAGAACUGUACUGCAAAUAUGGUACACCAGAAUUUAUUGCUCCAGAGAUUGUAAACCAGUCCCCCAUCUCUAAAUCUACAGACAUUUGGCCAGUUGGUGUCAUAACUUAUUUAUGCCUUACUGGAGUCUCUCCAUUUGCUGGGGAAAAUGACCGUGACACUCUGCUGAACAUCAGGAGCUAUAAUGUUGCAUUUGAAGAAAGCAUGUUCAAAGAUCUUUGCAGAGAAGCAAAAGGAUUCAUUAUUAAGGUUCUUGUUUCAAACAAAUUGAGACCCGAUGCCACUGAGUGUCUUCUUCAUCCAUGGUUCAAGUCAUUUACAAGGGGGAAGUCCAUCAACACAACUCUGCAUAAGCAAGUGCUAGCCAGACGGAAAUGGCAGUGUUCGCUCAUUAGAUAUGGGUCUAAAAUGGUUAUGAGAUCCAUAUCAGAACUGCUGGAUGACUCUUCUAGCCAUGUGUCUCUUGCUGUGCCUAGAAACCUUAAAGAUGGCUCUUCACCUCCAUCAUCUUCAUCGGACUCAGAUGAGGACAUUGAUGAACUUCCUUUCAUCCCUAUGCCGCACACAAUGAUGUUCUCUGGUUCCAGGAUGUCUUUGACUGAGAUCCAUGAGGAUGAUGAUCAUGUCAUUAGAGGAUCCAAUGAAUCCUACAAAAAAAGCAUGAAUCAACUUGAUGACAUCACAGAAUCACAAAUGACAGAUGAAAAGAAGAAUGAAGACUACCUGAAAAUUCCAAAAAGGACUGAUAACUCCUUGCAAAGAGGUUCCAGUGUAGAAGUUGAUCAGGUUGCAAGCAAGACCAGAAGAGGGUUAAUGCGAAGAGGGAGUUCUGCUGAUAGUGCACUUCUUCUGCAAAUAACACCUGAAGAUGGUAAUAUAAAGGAUACUGCAGAGGAUAGCCAAAAACACAUGAAAAAGGCAGUUUCCAUGGAGCUUCCACACAGGAGCAGUAGUCCAAAGACAGCCAAACUGAGCAAGGAAGAUUAUGCUUUAAAACUGGAUCUUAUGAGGCAGAGGUUGCUAAAAGGAGGCACUGUUAACAAGAAUAUGAGUGGUCUUCGUGGUCCCCUACUUGAGACACUGGGUGUAGAGGAUGAGAGGAGAACUUCCUCUUUGGAUCGUAACUUCAGACAUGGAAGGUUGAGUGCUUCAGGAGAUCCUGGGACAUUUUACAAUGACAGCUCUGAAGAAACUUGCCAAAAACCUGCAUUCAGAAAGAGGUCUUCUUUAAGAGAGGGAAACUCAGAAUCAAUUUCUCUUCAUAGGAGAUCUGGAGCCCCACUUGAGAUUCCCUCAACUUCUGCUGGGGAUCAUAAUGCGGUGAAAAUUAAAUCGACCAUCAUGGAUGAAUUCAAGGCUAACCUACCACCUGUGUUUCCAAGAGAAAUCUCUUCAAAGCCACCAACUCCAGUUUUAGAAAAUAAACAGGCAUCUAAGGAAGAGGUUAUUAGUGAUGUCUUGAUUAUGAAUAGCUCUCAGUCUGCAUUUAUAUUAGAAGACACUGAAAUGAUGAUAGAAGAGAUAAAGGAACAAGACAGUGUUCCAGAAAAUAUUGAUAAAAGUUCUGAAUCUCCUCUUGAUAUACUCCCACAUGAUAUAUCAUCAAAUUAUUGCAGUAAAUUAAAGGCAAAUGGUAAAAAGACAUCAUCUGUCACACCAUUACCAACACCUAUUUUGAAAAUCUCCCAGCCCAAUAUUCAACCUACCAUUGGGCAACCAGGUGUUUUUGCUUCUGCUUCUUCUGCACACCAGCCAAAUCUUAGAAGUGAUAUCAAAAAUAUUGAUUCAGAGGAAAUUUUUGAAGCUAGAUUUAAGAAAAGGGAAUCAUCUUUGGCACAUGGUCUAAAACGAUUGACAAGGACAAAGUCUGAAGAAAGCUCACCGGUACCCCCACGGAAAUCAGAUGAAGAGGUCUAUCGACCUGGUCCUGUAGGUUCCCCACUGGAGUUUGGACCUAGAGGAUUAAAGGAAAAAUCCAAGUCUGUCCAAGACCUCAGGGAGGUGGAUAAAGAAUUUGGGCUUGGAUUUAUUGGAAGGUUCUCUAUGCGUGCAAGGAGAUUGCAACCUACUCAUAAAAAAGAGAAAGAGGAGAUCUCAGAUUCUGUAGCUAACAAACGACAACUUACCUGGGCUAUGGGACGUAGCAAGUCUCUAGAGAAAAAAGAAAACUUUGAAACAAACAAAGAAAAUCUUGAGAAAGAUAUUAAAAAGAUUGCUGAAUCACCUGUCCUUGCAGUGCGACGUAAAUUUGAAUCUAAUGUUUCAGGAAUAUUUGAUAGAGUGCAUAGUAGGUCAAAAGACAGAAAGGAUAAGGAAACUAAACCCCACAUUGAUGCAGAAGCUCCAAACGUUGAGAAGCAAGAUAUGAAGAAAAUAAAUGAUUCACCAGUUCUGGCAUUGCGGAAAAAGUUUGAGUCAAAGGUAUCAGGAUUUUCAUUAAGAAAACAAAGUCAGUCUGAGGGAGAGGAGACAAAAAAUGAAGGAGAGAAAACUCCUUUAUUCUCCCGUCAUCAUCGUUCCCAGUCUGAUGGGCUCAUUCACAAGAAAAUGGACAUUCCAGAGAACCAGCUUCCCUUGCAAACCACUACUUUAUCAUCUAAAGAGACACUUAAUUCCUCUUCUAGUGCACAGUCUAUAGAGCCAUCAAAAACUCCUGAAACUGAAAUCAGGUCUAGGUGGGACAGGUGGGGUUUGGCCAGAAGUAAGAGAGACAGGACACCAUCUAAAUCAAGAGCACCUUCAACUCCAAAGGAAGAUUUCCCGCCAGUUUUCCAUAUUGCAUUAAAGGACCAUGUUCUUCUUGAAGGAAAUCCAGUUACGCUUAGCUGUCUUCCGGCUGGUAGCCCAGAGCCAAAAAUAUCAUGGCUGAAAGAUAAGAAACCAUUGAAGAUAUGUGAUGGUAUGAACUUAGAGGCCUGCCCAGAUGGAAGGCAACUUUUGAUGAUUAUGAAUAUCUCUAAGAAGGAUGCUGGAAUCUAUGAAUGUGUAGCUACUAAUAACCUGGCCUCUGUAACUACUUCCUGUAUACUCACCUUGGCCUGUAUUCCAAAUUGUCCAGGAACCCCGGAGAUUCGGCAAAUAUACAAUAACACUGCACUGGUGCAAUGGAAACCAUCAGACAACAAAGUUCCUUGCACAUACACAAUUGAAAGAAAAUUUGAUGGUGAUGAUAAGUGGUUGACUGAAGCCACAGGAGUUACUGAUUGUUUUUUCAAUUCCUCUGAACUUCCAUCUGGUUCUACCAUCCGAUUCCGUGUGGCAUGUGUAAAUAAAGCUGGCCAAAGCCCUUACAGUAAUGAAUCAGAGGGAGUGAGCAUUAACACUGAAGGAUUAGUGACACCACUACAUCAGCCUGCUAAAAUGAAGACACACUCCCCGGCUUCUUUUCCUGUUGUGACGGCUGCUGUGGCUACAUCUGCUUUUUCAUUAUCACAGCCAAGUGUGUUCAGUCAGUCUAUUAGUCCUAUUCCUGCAAAGUCUGCUGAUGUCUCAAAUACUUUCUUAGAGGUGUACUCCUCCCCAAAGAUGUCCACUCCUUUUGAUCUGCCCAAGCCAGCAAGCACUGUCAAUGCGAUGCCUCCUAUUACCCAAACCCAGACGGUAUCUCCAAGGUCAUACACAGCUCCACCCUCAAUAGGCAGAUCAAUUUCUCCAGUCCCUACAUAUGUUCCUGCUACUUCCUCACAUGCUCCCACUCCCGUCUCUCCUUCUGUGAUUGUGGUCAGCAGUAUAAGUCCUAUAGGAGAAGGAGCAAGCUCACCCACACCAGAGACACCAACUGGACAAGUGGUAUCCUCCACCAAAUCUGAGACUACUUUGAGGCAAGGAGUUCCCCAGAAACCAUAUAGCUUCUUGGAUGAGAAAGCUAGGGGUCGUUUUGGAGUCAUACGAGAUUGCAGAGAAAAUGCAACAGGCAAGAUGUUUAUUGCAAAGAUAAUACCCUAUGAUCAGCAGACCAAGCAAACUAUUGUGAAGGAAUAUGAGAUUCUGAAGUCCCUUCGAUGUGAAAGAAUCAUGGCCCUACAUGAAGCCUAUAUCACACCACGCUACCUUGUACUCAUAACAGAAUAUUGCUCAGGCAAGGAAAUCCUCCAUAGUCUCAUUGACAGAUUCUGUUAUUCUGAAGAUGACGUAGUGGGUUUAAUUGUCCAGAUCCUUCAAGGUUUGGAAUAUCUCCACAACUGCAAAAUUCUUCAUCUGGACAUUAAACCAGACAACAUCAUGGUCACCAACCUCAAUGUAAUUAAGAUAAUAGAUUUUGGCAGUGCUCAAAGGUUUAACCCUCUGUCCCUGCAACAAUGCAGCAGAUAUUUUGGAACUCUGGAAUACAUGGCUCCUGAAAUGCUGAAAGGAGAUCUAGUAGGACCCCCAGCAGACAUCUGGAGCUUGGGAGUUCUAUCUUAUAUUAUGCUCAGCGGAAGACAUCCUUUCGAAGAAAAAGACCCACAACUGACAGAAGCCAAAAUCCAUGAAGCGAAGUUUGACUCAACUAAGCUCUACCCAAAGGUGUCCCAAAGUGCCUCCACUUUUUUGAAGAAGAUAUUGAAUGGCUAUCCAUGGUGCCGGCCUUCUAUUAAGGACUGCCUCAAUCAUUCAUGGCUUCAUGACUCAUAUCUGAAAAAGCUGCGUCGACAGACCUUGACUUUUACUACCACUCGGCUCAAAGAAUUCAUGGGUGAGCACCAGCGCAGAUGUGCAGAGUCAGCUACUAAACAUAAGGUCAUUCUUCGAGUCUACCAGGGCGGACCAUCAUCUCCAGCCUCACCUACCAAGCACACCUCUCAGUGAACAAAUAUAAGGACUUUCAAUAAAUUUGGGACAUCAACUCUAUAUAUCUGUAGGAAAAGUCUGUAAAGUCUUGUUGACACUAAUAAUAUAAUUAUUUUUGACUUGACACUUUCUCAAGAAAAAAGUAGUUGAUGGUUGAUAACAGUUGUUCCAGGGUGACAGACAUUACAUUAAGAGCAAUAAAGGAUUAAAAUAACGUUGGAACAGUGUUUUUAGCAGAAUGAUGAUGAUGAUGAUUUUAAUACUAGUUACAUUAUUUUUGUGCACAUUUGUGCAGUUACUUGUAAUGCAUCAUUUUGAACACAGAAGCUGUUAUUUACCCAUCUAUAAAGAAGAAUACAGUAACACAAAAAUAAUAAAAUGACAAAAAAUGUAAUUGUUUUCUUCUGAGAAAUCUGAAAAUGCACAAACUUGACUGCAGAGAAAAAUGCUGAUUUGUCAGUGUUUUAAAUAUACAGCAUCCCAAAAUUAUAAUACUAUUAACUUAACUUUAUUUCAAGUUUAAAUACGGGUCAUGCUUUUGUGUUUAGAUAAUUAAAAGUUGAUUUAUAUAUAUAUAUAUAUAAAAUAAAUAACUGUAAAAACAAAAGUAGUUCUUUGUCUGCAUAUUAUGUCACUGUUAUUAAUAUGGUAGAUGUUUGUUUACAUUUGAUUUUAUAUAUAUUUAGAAUCUGUAUAAUACUGUUUAGCAUGCCAUUUAAUACAAUUUCAUUCUAAACUUUCUGAUGUUGUUUUUGUAAAAAUUGGGUAUGAAUACUGUAACAUUUACAACAUUUGUGUUUGAUGAGGGACUUUUCUCCAUUCUUUUUUCAACAGAAUUACAAAUAAAACAUGUCAACGUUUCCUUUUCAUAAUUCCUUAAACAGAUGGACAUCUGACUUUUAUUUACUUUUUAAUCAUUUUUAUUUAUUUAUUUAUUUAUUUUUUACAGGACAUUACAUACUUUGUUACCAACAUUGAUUAAAAAUACAAAUAAAAUGAUACAUUCCUCUAUUUUAAUACUUUCACUUUCCCCAAACUUUCACUGUCCAACUUGAGUUUACAAUGACAAUUUCUAAUACACUUCCAUUGAGCUGAAUAUUUAAUUUUGACAGCCAUCAAGUUUCAAUCUCUCUCUCUCUCUCUCUCUCUCUCUC
Molecule: messenger RNA, 10408 nt
Organism: Danio aesculapii
Lineage: Eukaryota; Metazoa; Chordata; Actinopteri; Cypriniformes; Danionidae
Gene: spega
Product: striated muscle enriched protein kinase a
Exons: 38
Coding region: 258-9272 (3004 amino acids)
Biological process (GO): protein phosphorylation
Molecular function (GO): ATP binding; protein kinase activity; protein binding
Source: RefSeq, a predicted model, not a curated record